Molecule: messenger RNA, 668 nt
Organism: Lactuca virosa
Lineage: Eukaryota; Viridiplantae; Streptophyta; Magnoliopsida; Asterales; Asteraceae
Source: the annotation of a GenBank genome assembly
AUGUCUCCUGCUAAAGCUGAUACUACGAAGAAAGGCGAUGCUAAAGCUCAGGCUUUGAAGACAGCGAAGGCUGUGAAAACAGGUUCAACCUUCAAAAAGAAAGCUAAGAAGAUCAGAACAAAAGUUACAUUCCAUCGUCCACGAACUUUGAAGACAGAUAGGAACCCUAAAUAUCCAAGAAUCAGUGCCCCACCAAGAAACAAAUUGGACCAUUAUCAGAUUCUCAAGUAUCCAUUGACUACUGAGUCUGCUAUGAAGAAGAUUGAGGACAACAACACUCUGGUUUUCAUUGUUGACAUUCGUGCUGACAAGAAGAAGAUCAAAGCUGCUGUGAAGAAAAUGUAUGACAUUCAGACCAAGAAAGUCAAUACCUUGAUCAGACCUGAUGGAACUAAGAAAGCCUAUGUGAGGUUAACUCCUGACUAUGAUGCCUUGGAUGUCGCUAACAAGAUUGGCAUCAUCUAAGUUUAGUUUGUGUUGAAAGUGUUGAGUUUUGUUAGUAUUUCGAAUUUUUAAACUUUUAUGGAUUCACAUUUGCUAAUGGAGGAUUUUUAAUAGUUUGUUACCUGUUGUUGGUUCUUUCUGAUAUUGUUUUUAUUUUUAUUUGCUAUUUUGGUUCAUUGGGUUUUAAAGUGUAUUUCUUGUUAAAAAAACAAACAAAUUACUCA